AAGAUAACUCGGGAUCCCGCGGUCUGAGAUUUUUCCACUUGUUCUCCAGAGAGUUCAGAUCAAAAUAACAAUCCAAGAAGAAAGUUUCUUCCUGUAUUCAUUAUGCACUUGCCCCAUCUGGAAGCAACAUUGUAAGAUCCUCUUUGUUUAUGGAACUGGAUUUCCAGGCUGCUGCUCCAUCCCUGCACCCCAAAAGGAUCUGCCGAGGAUUGGCUGCAAAUUAAUGCAGUAAUUAAGCAAUAAAAGAGAUGAGCUAUUGGAGCAGAAAGUCUGCGCUUUUAGGGCACACUCUAUUCAGUAAAAUUGAUGGUUUCUCAACCUUGGAAAGGUUGUGUGAAUUUCCAACUCUCAGAAUCCCCCAGCCAACAGGUUCUGGGAGUUGAAGUCCACACAUCUUAAAGUUGCCAAGUUUGGGAUAUGCUGGUGUGAAUCCUUGCCUUUGGAACAAAUUUGUCACGUCUUUGCUCAUGUUUUAGAUGUCUUUUAUCUCACCUUUAUUACUUUUAUAAAUAUCUCCAGAGGUGAAGAUGCACAGCGUUCCUUCCUCCUCCCAUUUUCUCAUAGCAACAACCUUGUGAGGUGGGCUGGGCCAAAGUUACCCAGCCGGCUUUAUACCUAAGCCCGGACUUAUUAAGUAUUAAUUAAUAAUACCGUAUUAAGGUUCACUUAAUAAAGCAGCUUCUUUCCAUUCUUGUAAAUGCAGCCAGGGGAUAUAAGCAGGGCAGCUAGCCUCCACCACCAAUGAGCUGCGUUCCAAUAAAGUCGCAGCUUGAAUAUAUUUUUUGUAAGGCUUAAAGUUCCAUUAAGUAACAGAUUGAGGAAGGAGAGGUGGAAUAAAUUAAAUAAAUCAAAUUCCCCUAAAGUCACACUUAUGGAAAGAAGAAGGAAAAUCUUCCAGCCACUCUGAAUCACUGCUGGGAAGAUCCCUCUCUUCCAAAUGGACAGACAAAAUGCGAUACGGUGGUGGUAGCGAUCCAGAAGUCGAUCCAGGAGAGACAUCAGUCAGAAGAGGCAAAAAGAGGGGUGAGUUUCCCCAUAUAUCCCCCCCCCAAAGGAGGGGAGAAAUAGAGGAAAAAGAACAGAGUAAGAAUGUUGGAGGAUCUGUGACAGCUUACAGGAAAAGAGAGGGAGGAAACUGAGUUUUAAAAAAAUCAAAGGGAACAAGGGAAAUCAAUAUAUUAACAAUAAAAUUAAAAAGGGGUUUUUACUCCUAACUGGAGCCAGCCUAGAAAUCAAAGCUAACGUGGAACAGAAAUAGGGGAGAAUGCUGGAAAACACGAGCCACAAUAUUCCUAAAUUAAGAAAAGCAACAAACAAUAAUGUGUUGCAUAAUAUCCAAAUAAAAUUAAAGUUGUAAUUGCUGUUAAGCCAAAUUUUGCUUCAACCCAAGUUUGGGAAUCAUUUCCUUCCUGUUUGGAUUGCUUUUCUUCAUAAUUUUUAAACUGUUCUUGGCCACCUCCAGCUGAUAUUUAUCCCAUUUCAGGGUUCUCUUCUCCAAAUGGAAAACAUCUCCCGCUCAUCCUUCCUGACCCCGUCCACUGCGGGGCCCGAGAAGAUCACCUCUUCAGCCCUGGACUCCUCCCAGGGCAUCGAAAGGAUCCUGCAUCUUCUCUCCAUCGUGGUCUAUGGGGUGGCCUGUCUGCUGGGGGUGACUGGGAACGGCCUGGUCAUCUGGAUCGCCAGCUUCAAGAUGGAGAAGACGGUGAAUGUGGUCUGGUUUCUCAACCUGGCGCUGGCCGACUUUGUCUUCACCUUCUUCCUGCCGCUGAGCAUCGCCUACACGGCCCUGGGCUUCCACUGGCCCUUUGGACGUUUCCUCUGCAAGUUCAACAGCUGCCUGGCCUUCCUCAACAUGUUCGCCAGCGUCUUCCUCUUGACCGUCAUCAGCCUGGACCGCUGCCUCUUGGUGGUCCUGCCUGUGUGGUCCAGGAACCACCGGAGGCCGCGGCUGGCCUGGGCCAUCACAUUGGUGACCUGGGUGGCCGCCUCGCUCAUCAGCUCCCCAUAUUUCCUCUUCCGAGACACGGCCCCGAGUGCGAGGAACGUCACCAGUUGCUACAAUAACUUUGCUCUCUCCAAUAACUAUACCAGUGAGGAAAGCCGGAGGCUGUGGAGGAGGAGGCACAGAGCCAUGAUCCUGGCCCGGUUUGUCUUUGGCUUCCUGUUGCCCUUCACGGUGAUUGUGGUCUGCCAUGGCAUAGUGGCUUUCCAGGUGCAGCGCAGGCGCCUGGCCAAGUCGCCCAAGCCUUUGCGGAUCAUUGCGGCCGUGACGGCCUCCUUUUUCCUCUGCUACUCGCCCUAUCACAUCCUCUCCCUGCUGGAGAUGUCCAAGACAUCCGGCAGUCCGGUAGUCAAGCGGGCGCUGCACCUGGGUGUCCCGCUGGCCUCCAGCCUGGCUUUCUUCAACAGCUGCCUCAACCCGCUUCUCUAUGUCUUUGUGGGGCAGAAGAGCUUCCGGCGGUCCGUGCGUGGAGCUUUUGAGGGGGCCUUCGGGGAGGAUGCCCUCCUGUCCUUGUCCACCAAGAGGAAGUCCCAGGCUGCCUCCCAAACGGAAAUCCGGAUGGCUCAGCCAGGAAACCAAGUUUAAUAAACAAUGUGGAUGAAGAACGAGGGGUCCUCUUCGAUUUCUGUUGUACUUCGGGUCCGGCAAUGGCCAGCUGGACCCAGCUGUUCUUGGAGUCAAAGAUUUGAAUU
This is a messenger RNA of Crotalus tigris (Tiger rattlesnake), 2694 nucleotides long. Its product is annotated as chemokine-like receptor 1. Bases 1499 to 2587 code for a protein of 362 amino acids. Lineage: Eukaryota; Metazoa; Chordata; Lepidosauria; Squamata; Viperidae. Gene Ontology annotation, molecular function: N-formyl peptide receptor activity; complement receptor activity. The transcript has a single exon. Gene Ontology annotation, biological process: complement receptor mediated signaling pathway; positive regulation of cytosolic calcium ion concentration; phospholipase C-activating G protein-coupled receptor signaling pathway. The record is from RefSeq and is a predicted model, not a curated record. Gene Ontology annotation, cellular component: plasma membrane.